Ixodes scapularis (black-legged tick) is the source of this 3412-nucleotide messenger RNA. Its product is annotated as nose resistant to fluoxetine protein 6. NCBI's taxonomy places the organism in Eukaryota, Metazoa, Arthropoda, Arachnida, Ixodida, Ixodidae. The record is from RefSeq and is a predicted model, not a curated record. Gene Ontology annotation, molecular function: acyltransferase activity, transferring groups other than amino-acyl groups.
AUGCCGAAAAGGCGGCCAGAGCCGGAGGCGGUAAAAGAAAUGCAAAGGAAAACAGACGAGCCAAACAAAACGGGUCCCGCCUCAGAGGUCGCGCUCGACGUCACUGCAAUCCUCGACCGAUCUGAGGGGAGGCCCGGAGACUGUUGGUCAAGGAGAUACGGCACCCAGUGUUGUCCCGUCGUCGACGACUCCAUUGAGCAGUUCAUCGACGACUCCGUCGACGACUCUGAGCGGGUCGACGACUCGGGCAGCAAAAGGAAAACGACGACUACCAAGGACCCCGGUCCGGACCCCCGGAAUCCGUUCAAGUACUACGCCCGGCGGCAGGAGAAGCUGGUCAAGACGCUGAUGAAGACGCUCUUCGAGCACGUGACGCCGUCGUUUCUGGGAGACCUCUCGCAUUUCAACCUGUCCGGCGAGUGCACCUACGGAUUAUUCAAGUUCAUCUUCGGUAUCAAGCAGCUUCGUCCCUGGGCCAUCAAAAUGAUAGAUGCCAGUGGCAAGAUGCCAGAAGGCAUGUUCUUCGGCUCGCUGGCAUCCUUCGGAGACCUUGGCGAGUGUCUCCAGACACGUGCCAUCAACAAACGGCUCAACGGCAAACUGGAAGAGUACUUCAGGGGCCAGUACUGCGCAGUCAACGUGCGACCCCACCUACCGCCCAAGCCGGCUCACUACAGUCCGAAAACGUUCCUCAAGAACCUCACGGACGAGGUGCCACUCUACAAGAACCUGCUGGGAGACGUGUCCAUCAGCUACUUCUACUUCACUGCCGUGAGACUGGGACUCUGCGUGCCUCACACGUGCAGCGUACAGGACAUGCAACUCCUGGUCAACGCAGUGGGAGACCUCGCCCAAGUCAACAUAACGGUUCCAUUCUGCGAGACAGCUCACCCAACUGUGUACAGCACAGUUCAGAUGGUCGCCAUAUGCAUCCUGGCAUUCUUCUUCUGCUUGGUGCUUCUGGGCACUUUCAUUGACGUUUCUCCGCGGCUCGUCAAAAGCUGGAGACACGAGAACCCCGAAGCAAGCCUCAAGAAGAAGCAUUCCACUAGUCUGAUCAUGGACAUCGUGAUGGCGUUCUCUGCCUUCUCCAACGGCAAACGGCUCCUAAGCACCCGCACGGCAAUCGGUGUCCUGGAGCCUCUACACGGGAUGCGGGUCAUCACAAUGGCAUGGAUCAUUUUGGGUCACACGUUCUUCUACAAAAGCUACGUGUUAGCCGGUGGCCUUUUCGAAGCCCUGGAAUACGGAAAGUCGAUACCGUUCCAAAUCGUCCUCAACGUCUUUCCGGCCGUCGAGACCUUCGUCACAAUGUCGGGUAUCUUGGUGGCUUACACAGGCCUUCACAAGCUCGAGAAGUGCAAAGGCAGCUUUAAUCUGUUCAGCUAUUUCCUGCAUCGAUACCUCAGGCUGACGCCGGCGUUCAUGCUCGUCUCUCUGCUGAUGGUCCUGCUGCCGUUGACCGGAAGCGGGCCCGUCUGGAACGAGACGCUGCAACCGUACGCGCAGAGCUGCGAGAAGAACUGGUGGACCAAUCUGCUCUACAUCGGGUCCUGGUUCCACAGGGACAACAUGUGCCUUCCCCACGGAUGGUACCUUUCCUGCGACAUGCACUACUACAUCAUCGCUCCCGUCAUCUUCAUCCUGAUGUUCAAGAGACCUGCCAUCAGCCUCCUGCUGCUGUCCGCACUGGGAGCCCUGUCCAUCGGGACAGUGGCUAUUCUGACGUACCUGUGGAACUACCCGCCCAUCCCCAUAUUUGUCGACCCGGACCCAGAUCACUUCAAUGACUUCAUGAGCUACAUCGGGUACCGGCCCUACACUCACCUCACCGCCUUCUGCAUCGGCAUGGCAACGGGCUACUUCCUCUACAGGCACAAGACGCUCCAGAUGAAUAGGGUGACACGGCUGCUGGGAUGGCUUGCCGCCUGCCUGGUCAACAUGGCCGUGGUGUUCGGCGCGUACAACUGGAACGCGUACGAGGCCCCCUCGACGGCGGUGGCCGUCGUAUACGCCGCAUUCAGCCGAACCGCAUGGGCCGUGGGCAUCGCAUGGAUCGUGGUCGCUUGCGCCACGGGCAACGGAGGGUUCAUCAACAAGGUGCUUUCCUGGAAGGCCUUUGUGCCUCUGAGCCGACUGACGUUCCUGGUGUAUCUGGUUCACCCACUGCUCAUCCUCUGGCACACUGCCUACUUGAAGAAACCUUUCUACACCACGCAGUUCUUUACGGGUUACCUCUACCUUGGCCAUUUCUUCUCUGCCUACUGCCUGUCCUUCUCACUAAGUCUCACAUUUGAGUCCCCCUUCAUUCUCUUGGAAAAGAUCAUCUCUGGCCAGUCUGCACAACUCAAAAAAACUGACCCCGACAACAAUUGCAAGAUGCCAAGUGAACCAAGAAAUGGAUUGUCGACGUUAGACUUCUCAAAGGCCCGCGACACCGCAGCAAAGAUGAGAGAAAACAGCGAAAACGGAUGCAGUUUUUAAAGUUCUGCCUUUGGUUACGAUGCUUGUGUAAAUCCCAGGGAAGUUGUCUAAAAGUGCCUCAAACAUUGCUAUUCUUUUUUUUUUCGGAUUCUAUUUUUUUUCUGCACCAGACAGGUCUGGAAGCAGUAAGUAAACCCAUUUUAAUAAUGGUGUUGCUGUAAUGGAAAAAGGAACUUUCAUAGUUACCCACUGUGAAAGCAGUUCUUACUCUUUUUUGUUUAAGUAUGAAGUCUGCAUGACGUGUAAAUGAGAAGAAACAAUGAUACUCAAACAUCACUGACAAGUUGCAUUACACAUUCAUUCCAUGGGGAUGUGAGCGAGAGCCAAACAUUACAAUCUCGAUGUAGGAUAUCUAGAAAAUGGCAUGUAUUCAACAGGUAAUUUUCAUAUCAUAGCAUAAUAGACCGAUCUCAUCUCACUAGCCAGUUUGACCACACCACUGCUGCUGCAAUGCAUUGAGGAAACUUUCUGUAUGUGCGACAACCUCGCGGGAGUUCUGUGCGUCGAGAGCACAAGGUGGCAUGUGUCCUCUCGUGCACUGCAGUCUGCCUUCCAUGAACUAAAGAUAUGGCGACAUAAUGCAUGCGCAGAACACUUAUAGUGAGAUUGGUAUAUUGCAAAGGUUUACAGUAAGAGAAACAAUUUUUAAAGGUAAAAUGUUUAGCUGUGGCACCCCCUCGUGUUCAACUACCUUUGCUAAGUAAACAAAGAAUCCCACAAGCAGCAGAUGACCUUUUCAAGCAGAUAACGCAAAAUUCCUAGCACAUGUAUCUCUACGUAAUGGAACAAUUUACUUCUAUUCAAGUGUCAAAAAAAAAAAAAAAAAAGUUUCACACCAGAAAAAAAAAAAGACUUUCAGCUUUCACAUUCUCUUUUGUAUAAUAAUUCACUCACCAUUCAUGCAAUAAAGUAUUAUUUUGAAACAAGU